AUGAAUGAUAUAGGAGGUGAAAACACACCCCUACAACCCCGGGAGAACUGCCCAAUCAUUUCAGCCAACUGGAUCACAGUUGCCUGCUCACAUGUAUUGGAAGCAAGAACUGGUGCAGUGGUCAAUGAACGAGCAAACACUGCUUACUGUGAACACGCGAGCGAGUUAGAAGCAGAGGAAGUCUGCACUCCAAUGGGAUGGAACCACCUGCUCCGACGAACCAGGAGUAACAGAACAUUCAACGAUCAAACAGAUGUCUAUACAAAGCUGCGCCCUGGGCGCUGA
Molecule: messenger RNA, 285 nt
Organism: Opisthorchis viverrini
Lineage: Eukaryota; Metazoa; Platyhelminthes; Trematoda; Opisthorchiida; Opisthorchiidae
Exons: 1
Coding region: 1-285 (94 amino acids)
Source: RefSeq, a predicted model, not a curated record